GGAGGGGGGUGAGUUAGCCGGGUUAGCUAGCGUGCUAACGGUGUAGAAGCGGAUUUGGAUCAGCAGUUCAUUCACUCCGCUCGGUGUAACAGCAGCUAGCUAACGCUUCUGGAAGCUAUGGAUCUUCCCCCGGAUAAUGACUGGAGGAGUCCGGGAUUCCGGCAGAAAGUAGUGGCGCAGAUAGAGGAAGCAAUGAGAAAAGCUGGAACGGCACAUACAAAAACCAGUAAUGAAAUGGAGACUCAUGUUUUCAUCAAAGCUAAGUCACGAGAGGAGUAUCUGUCUCUGGUUGCCAGGCUGAUCAUUCAUUUCAGAGAUAUUCAUAAAAAAGCCCAAGGUGGUCCUGAUCCAAUGAAUGCUCUACAGACGCUAACAGGCGUAGGUGGAGGUGGUCCCAACACUAUUGGCAUGGGGCCUCGCCCUGGAGCACCAAUGGGUGGAAUGGCACCCAUGGGUCAAAUGCCAAUGGGCCAGCAUCCCUUGCAGGGAGUCGGUGGAAUUCAACAAGCUGGGACAGCAGGACAGAUGCCGAUGCAGAUGGGAUCACAGCAGCAGCCCUUGCAGUUUCAGCCGUUUCAGGCACAACAGCAAGCAGCCAUGCAGCCACAGCAGCAAACAUCCAUGCAGUCCAAUUCUCUCCAGCAGCAGCAGUUUCAGCAGCUCCAGAAGCUCCAAAUGCACCAACAACAGCAGCAGCAGCAGCAUCAGCAACAGCAGCAGCAGCACCCGAAUCAGCCACUGCAACACCAGAACCAGCAGCAACAGGCUCAAGCCCAGGCUCAGGCUCAGGCUCAGGCCCAACAACAGCAGCAACAGCAACAGAACCAGUUGCACCAGUCCAGACUUCAGCAGCAGCAACAAUUAGCCCAGCUGCAGCUUCAACAACAGCAGCAGCAGCAUCAACAGCAGCAGCAAGCUCAAGCCCAAGCCCAAGCCCAUGCACAAGCGCAGCAUUUGCAGCAGCAGCAGCAGCAGCUACAGCAAGCCCAGGCUCAAGCCCAGGCUCAAGCCCAGGCUCAAGCCCAGGCUCAAGCCCAAGCUCAAGCCCAAGCCCAGGCUCAAGCCCAAGCUCAAGCCCAGCCAGGUCAGAUGCAACCCCACUCUCAGCCACAACAGAUCCUUGUGCCUCAGCCUCUGGCUGGGCAGAUGCACCCUGGACAGAUUCCAACAAUUGGUUCCCUUAGCCAGCAGCAGCAACAACAACAACAGCAGCAUCAGCAGCAGCAACAGCAGCAGAUUCAGAAAAUGCAGCAGGUCCUCCAGGCUCAGGCUCGAGCAUUGCAGCAACAGCAGCAGCAGCAGCAAGUGCAGCAGCAAGUUCAGCAAGCCCAACAAGCAGCGGUUCAGGCCCAGCUUGGAGCGGUGUCUAACGUGAUGAUGCCCCGUGCUGGGAUGCAAAUUCCACCCCGGUUGCCCCGCGCCACCCCGAACUCUGCCAUUCCUCCAAACCCUGCUGCCAUGGGAGGACAGCAAAUGCCACAGCCGGGUCAGCAAAUGUCCUCGCCCUCCCCGGUUCAGGUGCCGACCCCUCAGCCACCCAUGCCGCCUCCUCCCCAGCCUCAGCCUUCUCCACAGCCCCCGUCCUCACAGCCCAACUCAGUCAGCUUCAAUGUCUCCCCUAGCUCUGGUCCAACUCCUUCACCAGGAGGAUUCCAGCCCAGUCCUUCUCCACAGCCCUCCCACAGUCCAGCCACAGCACGCACCCCACAGAGCUACCCCCUCCAAGUGCCUUCUCCAGGACCUCUCAACACCCCAGGCAACCCCAACUCUGUGAUGAGUCCAGCAGCUUCACAGUCAGAGGAUCAGCUCUACAUGGACAAACUCAAACAGCUCUCCAAAUACAUCGAGCCUCUGCGCAGGAUGAUUAAUAAAAUUGACAAAAAUGAAGUUUUUUCCUCUUAUUCUACAGACAGAAAGAAGGAUCUGAGUAAGAUGAAAAGUCUGCUGAAUAUUCUUACCGAUCCCAACACGAGAUGUCCCCUAAAAACACUACAGAAAUGUGAAAUAGCCUUGGAGAAACUCAAAAAUGACAUGGCAGUGCCGACUCCACCUCCUCCAACAGUGCCCAGCACUAAAAAGCAGUAUCUUUGCCAGCCCUUGGUGGAUGCUGUCUUAGCGAACAUUCGCUCCCCAGUCUUCAACCAUUCUCUGUAUCGAACGUUUGCUCCCGCUAUGACCGCCAUCCACGGACCCCCAAUUACGGGGCCUGUUAUUCCUACUCGCAAGAGGAAGUUUGAAGAUGAUGAUCGUCAGACCAUCCCAAAUAUACUACAGGGGGAGGUGGCACGUCUCAAUUCCAAAUUUCUGGUCAACCUCGACCCAACCUUCUGCAGCAACAACGGGACGGUGCACUUAAUCUGCAAACUGGAUGAUAAGAAUCUUCCCAGUGUUCCUCCACUCCAGCUGAGUAUCCCAGCAGAUUAUCCUGACCAGAGUCCACAGUGGGACAAUGAGAGUCAUGAGUACGAGGCAAACCCCUUCCUGCAGAACGUUCAUAAGAACAUGACCUCCAAACUCCUUCAGCUUCCAGACAAGCACUCCGUGACGGCCCUGCUGAAUACGUGGGCUCUGAGUGUGAGACAGGCCUGUCUCUCUGCAGCUUAGCUCUUUCUGCAGUUCCCCCCUGAUUGUUCUUUCAGACAAUAGAAGAUCUGUUCCCGCUCCACUGAAGUUUCACACCUCUGCUUCUGUAAACGUGAUGAUUUAGGGGAAGUAGUUAGUUUGGGCGAGAGAAAGCGAUAGUAACUAAAUGCCUGAAAUGAACACUUGGAUGAAGUCAUUUGUAUUUACAUGUAUUUUUUUAUUUACACAAAUAAUAAAUAUGAUUUGCAUCAUCCUUAUACAGUUUAA
Molecule: messenger RNA, 2850 nt
Organism: Astyanax mexicanus (Mexican tetra)
Lineage: Eukaryota; Metazoa; Chordata; Actinopteri; Characiformes; Acestrorhamphidae
Gene: med15
Product: mediator complex subunit 15
Exons: 18
Coding region: 118-2604 (828 amino acids)
Biological process (GO): regulation of DNA-templated transcription
Molecular function (GO): transcription coregulator activity
Source: RefSeq, a predicted model, not a curated record